AUUUACAAACAUAUGCAUAUAUGCGUAAAAUAGUAUAUGUAAAAAUUGUGUGUAGCGCAGUGCAGCUGAAGCAAAUAAAGAAAACGCAAUUCCAAAAAUAAAGUGAUCGCCACAUUUAAAACGAAUAUUAAGUGCCGAGAGCAGCGCAGCGCAGCGCACAACAGUUGCCACACAAAGCCAGACGCUGCGUUGUCGUCGUUGUCACUGCAGUUGCAGUCGUCAGCGGGUCAGCAACGACGGCGGCCCCACCGCGGCAACAAAUCGAAGCCACACAAAUAGACUACGGAAUUGGGUUGACGCUGCCACUGCGGCUGUGGAAUAGUUGGCAUGUCCUACUUUAUGCACAGUGCCAGCAGCGAUUUGGUUAAUCUCAAUGUGGGCGGUCAACGCUUCUCGACGUCACGGCAAACACUUACAUGGAUACCGGACACAUUCUUUACGGCCCUGCUGAGUGGUCGCAUCUCGAGUCUGCGAGAUGAGCACAAUGCCAUCUUUAUUGAUCGCGAUCCGACGCUUUUCUCCAUCAUUUUAAACUACUUGCGGACGAAAGACAUUGAUAUCAAGAAUUGUGAAAUACGCGCAUUGCGCCAUGAGGCGGAGUAUUAUGGCAUCACGCCGCUGACCAAGCGUCUGGCUCUGUGCGAGGAUCUCAAUCACUCCUCGUGCGGCGAUGUGCUCUUCUAUGGCUUUCUAACAGCACCAGCCAUGCCGCCCAAUGAUGCGCUGCAGGCCACAAUGGAAGCUGCAAACAGUCCCAUGGAAUCGUAUGCUGGUUUGCCUACGUCAUCUGGCAAUGGUGCUGCUGCUGCACGACCUGGUUCCAUGGUGCGCGUGCCGGAGACAUCAUCAGCCUCGUCGCGUCACUCCUCUACGCAUUCGCGCAAUUCGUCCUGGGAUUUGCGCAGUGGCCGUGGCUCAAAUAGCGCUUCGAGCUCCAAUGCGGCACCUGUUGCGCCUCCAGCUGCCUGGAAUCCAGUUGGUGGACAUUCGCGCAACGCUUCGCUCGAUUUUAUGCGACACUCGCGCAACUCCUCGGCUGAUCUGAACAAAGUGAUACGCAACGAAGUGGGUCUGGUGUUCAGUCCCACACAGAGCUCGAAUUGGACGCCACCGCUGCGCGUGCAGAUCAUCAAGGCGCAUCAGAACUGGAUUGCCGUUGCCUAUGCGCACUUUGUCACCUGCUAUCGCGUGAAGGACUCGAAUGGCUGGCAGCAAGUGUUCACAUCGCCACACAUCGAUGCUGCCAUCGAGCGCAUUGCCAUCAACUCGAAGGUGAACACAUCCACCGCCGAGCCGAUGCCAAGUAAAAUGAUAGCCAUAUCGUAUGGCAGCCAGAUACGUUUGUGGAGCAUACAGGAGGGCGGCAACAAAUCAGAUAUUGGCACCUUCAAUCUCAAUGUGCGCGUGGAGUAUUUGUUCUUCAUUGGCAGCCAGCUGGUGGCGUUGUCCUCGUCUGGUAAAAUUGGCGUCUGGCAUGCCAUGACACAGCACUGGCAAAUACAGGAUCUGGUGCCGGUGCUUUCCUUCGACUCGGCGGGCUCCUUUCUGCUGCUGGGCUGCAACAAUGGCUCCAUUUACUACAUAGAUAUGCAAAAGUUUCCGUUGCGUAUGAAGGACAACGAUUUGCUGGUAACCGAGCUGUAUAAGGACGCCAAUAUGGAUCCCAUUACAGCAAUAUCCGUUUAUUUAACUCCGAAGACGUCGAGCAUAAGCGGCAACUGGAUAGAGAUUGCCUAUGGCACCAAAUCCGGAGCCGUGCGCAUAAUUGUACAGCAUCCGGAAACGGCCGGUCAUGGGCCACAUCUUUUCGAGACAUUCUUUGUACAUCAAAGUCCCAUUACCAAGGUCAUGCUAUCGGAGCGGUAUUUGGUAUCCGUUUGCAGCGAGUAUCAUCAUGUGCGCACCUGGAGCCUGACACGCUUUCGUGGCAUGCUCUCGACACAGCCGGGAUCCACGCCGGAGGCUUCCUUCAAGAUUGUCUCACUGGAGGCCACAGAUAGCAACUACAGCUAUGCGGCUGGCAAUGAUUUUGGACCCUAUGGCGACUACGAUGACAUGAUCUUUGUGCAGAAAGUGGUGCCCGAGACAAAUCAGUUGUAUGUGCGACAGGCUUCCAACGGUGAUCGUGUCUGUGUGAUACGCUCCGUGGAUGGCUCAACCAUAUCGGCAUUCUGUGUGCACGAGUGCGAGGUAUCGUCGCGGAUGGGCUCACGCUUCAUACUCACCGGUCACUGCAAUGGAGCCAUACAAAUGUGGGAUCUAACAACAGCACUGGCGCUGCACGCAAAGGAUGAGCCGCAGCAGAAAACCUCUGGCGGACCCGACACUAACGAGCUUCUCCGCCUACUUGACCAGUGUGAAAUCAGCAAUUCAUCAUGCUCAACACCUUGUAUGUCACCGUGUCUAUCGGCUAUGGGAGGCGGCCUGGCCACCUCUAUAGCCCGCAUGAAGGCCAGCAAUAUUGCGCUGCUGAACCGAGAUCCCGGCCAGCAACAGCAACCGCCAGUUGUCAGCCAGCCCCCGUCGUUGCCGCCUCCCACGUCGGCUUCAUCAGCUGCAUUCCUAGCCCAGGUGCAACAGCAAAUAUUGCCAGCGGCCCCACAGGCAAUGCUAAUGAUGCAGCCGCAGCAGCAACAACAGCCUGCAGCAGCAGUAGCCGUAGCCGCAGCAGGCGUGGCGGCUAUGGCACAGCCGGCCGAUGGAAACAAUGAAUGAAACGUGGAAGCGGCUGUUUCGGCGCUUGUCGGGCGCGUUUCAUCCUUUACAUUUCAUAGGUGUAGCUUGAUCUUUGAUUAUCAAUACAUAUUCCUACAGUU
Drosophila virilis is the source of this 2816-nucleotide messenger RNA. RefSeq names its product BTB/POZ domain-containing protein KCTD3. The record is from RefSeq and is a predicted model, not a curated record. NCBI's taxonomy places the organism in Eukaryota, Metazoa, Arthropoda, Insecta, Diptera, Drosophilidae. Gene Ontology annotation, molecular function: protein binding. Gene Ontology annotation, biological process: protein homooligomerization.